AUUCUUACAUUUCAGUGCCUUUUCUACAUAAGGCCCCGUUUGAUUGUCGGGAAAAAUUUUUGCCCGUUAGGGCUGCUCUUCUUCGACUCUCUGCGGCUGCGUUCCUCUUCGACCGCUCGCCGUGCUCUCUACCACCACCGCCGCUCAACUCCAGCCUUCGCUCCUUUACAACCAUCAUCGCCUACACGAAGGGAACUGCUUCUGUGGUUCUUGCUGCGCUUAUUGCGGCACUAAAAUUAGUUAGCAGAUCCCUAGCUGAGCAGACCUUUCUCCUCCUUGGUACUGUUAAGGCUGGGACUGGCACUGCAGAGCUGAUUGUUCUUGGGAUAUCAGGACAGGGUAUUCAAGUUUGAAAAUUUAAAUUCAACUCAACAUGGAAGAAGCUAAAGCUCCCCUUGCUAAUGAGGAACAAUUAGAUAAUGAAAGAAAAGCACGAGUAAAUGCAAUCUGGGAGCAGAUGAAUGGGAAUAAAUCUGUUAAGGUGAAUCCAUCCUCUCUGCAGAAGAUCAGCUCUGUAUCAAACAGCGUGAAGAGGAAAACAUCUCAUAAUUGGAUGGUAACUCUUGGCCUGGGCCCAAAGAAGGAGGCGACUAAGAAGGAAGCACACGUGCCAAAGACUAGCUUGGAGAAUGGCUCAAGCGAUGAGGCCAAGAGACUUGCUGCUGCGGCUCUGGCUGCAGCCAAGGAAGUUGCUGUUUCAGCUGCUGGUAGAGGUAAAGUGGAGAUCACCGAGGUUCGGAACUUUGCUGGGGAGGAGAUUGAGGUGAAGAAGCUUGUCGAUGCCAAUUCGAAGGAGGCAUCUGAGAAGUCAAAUGCUUCCGCUGCUCCACAAUCUGGCCUGGAUGCCAUUCUUGAACAAAUAAAGAAGAAACCAAAACUCAGUGUUCUAGACAAGACUAAGAAGGACUGGGGGGAAUUUAAAGAUGAAAACAGGGGCAUGGAGGAGGAGCUUGACGCAUACAAAAAAAGCUCCAACCAGUAUCUUGAUAAGGUAUCGUUUCUAGAAAGAACUGACAUGCGGGAGUUUGAACGGGAAAGAGAAAUUCGAUUGGCGUUGCAGGCGAAACGAAGAUCUGAUGCAAAAGAAGAUUUGUAGGUUGCCUUGUGCCAAAUUAGUAUGAUCAUCGUGAUUUUGUGCUAGCUUUGACCACAAAAUGUGGGUCUUUUCCUGCGACCCGUGAUUCUUGUGGAAAAAUAUUUAAGAGAAAGAGGAAACUCGGUCCAGGAAGAUGGAGAGCAUACGCUCAGGGAAGGAUGAGGGCCUGUCUUCUCGCACCGCUGUAGUGCAUUGUUCAAUCAUUCUGUUUUCUGGGCUGGUGGAGAACUUGCUUGCAAUUAACCUAUUGAAAAGAAAUAGAAUCUCUCCUCUCUCUUUCUCUCUCUCA
Messenger RNA from Nymphaea colorata (pocket water lily), 1385 nucleotides. RefSeq lists its product as uncharacterized. The transcript is spliced from 7 exons. The record is from RefSeq and is a predicted model, not a curated record. The coding region runs from base 374 to 1096 and encodes 240 amino acids. Lineage: Eukaryota; Viridiplantae; Streptophyta; Magnoliopsida; Nymphaeales; Nymphaeaceae.